AUGCUGAUAUACUGUGGAGGAUAUUGGAAGGUGAGUGGGAGUUGCUUGGAUUCCGAGAGAAAAGCUCUCACCACUUUUCGGAAGGCUCUCGACGACCGCUACAAUAUUCUCCCUUCAUGGGAUGAUGAAGCCUCAGACUGCUGCAAAUGGAGAGGAAUUACCUGCCACAACAUAACUGGGUAUGUUCUUAAACUCGACCUCAACAAUUAUGAUUACGAUUCCGGUCUAAGUGGCAGAAUUGAUCCAGCUGUGGUUGAACUGAAGCAUCUUCAGUUGUUGGACUUGAGCUACAAUGCUUUUUAUGGUAUCCCAAUUCCAGAGUUUUUGGGUUCCAUGAAGGAGUUGAGGCAUUUGAACUUGUCAGAUGCAGGGUUCAGUGGGAGAAUCCCUCAUCAGCUUGGAAACCUCUCUCACCUCAUUUCCUUGAAGCUUUCUUCAUUUUCUUUGAGUGCCAAAAACCUGUGGUGGUUGACAAGCCUACCUUCUCUAAAGUACCUCGACAUGUCUUAUGUGAACCUUUCCAUGGCAAGCCAUGAUUGGGUCCACGUAAUGAACAAGUGUCCUUCCCUCGUUGAGCUACGCCUACCAUAUUGUUGUCUUUCAUUUAUAUCUCCAACUCUUGCUUCUGUUAAUUUCACAUCUCUUCGUGUCCUUGAUCUUGAUGGGAACGAAUUCAACUCUAGAAUUCCAAAGUGGAUAGGUAACAUUAGCAGCCUUGUGUCUUUAAAUCUCUCAUAUAAUAAUUUUGAUGGUCCAGUUCCUUACCUAUUUUCACAACUUGCCAACUUGGAAGAGUUGCGUCUGGGAGACUAUUCUCUAAGUGCUAAACUCAGUACUAACAUUUCACAACUCCUUGAAGGCAGGUGGAGUAGGAUCAAGCUACUUGAUCUGUCUUUGAGUAAUAUGUUUGGAGGAAUCCCCAAUUCUAUUGGAAAUAUUACCUCACUUGUGGAUCUUGAAUUGGCAUUCAAUGAGAACACAAGAGGUAGCAUUCCAAGAGCAAUAGCUAAGCUUGUUAAUUUAGAGAUCUUGUUCUUACGUGGAUAUCAUAUGCAUGCAACCAUUCCUGAUUGGUUAGAUGAGCUCAAAAAUCUUAAAAUGCUUAUUCUUGUCAAUUGCAUGUUGACAGGCCCAAUCCCUGCAGCUCUUGGAGGAUUGUCUUCCUUAGAACUAUUGUUUCUCCGUGAGAAUCAGUUGAAUGGGACAAUUCCAACAAAUUUAGGACAACUUUCUAACUUGUCUUGGCUUGACCUCUCUAACAACUCUUUGACAGAAAACGUGUCUGAAACUCAUUUUCAAAACCUCAAAAAUUUGUUUUACUUAGAUUUGUCUUUUAAUUCUUUGGCUUUCAAUCUACACCCUCAUUGGGUCCCUCCAUUUCAGCUUUCUUACAUUGGUCUAGGAUCAUGUCAUUUAGGUCCUCGGUUUCCUCCCUGGCUACAAACGCAAAAACACAUAGAGUACUUGGAUCUCUCUAACACAGCCAUCUCUGACAUCAUCCCCACCUGGUUUUGGGAUUUAAGACCCCAACUUUAUUUACUGAACCUCUCAAAUAACCAGAUUUCUGGCCAAUUGCCCAACUCUUUAAAAAUGGAUUCUCUGUUGUUCGUGGAUAUUGAUUUGAGUUCAAAUAAUUUCAGUGGUCCCAUACCUUGCUCAUUGAAUGGAUCAGUUCGAGUACUUGAUCUCUCCAACAAUCAAUUUUCUGGGCCAAUCCCACCCAAUUUUACAUCCACAAUGAAUGUUUUAGAAGUCUUUUCUGCCAGAGGUAAUCAAAUCGGUGGCAUAAUUCCCUCAUCCAUAGGCAAAAUGAAGUUUCUUGUUGUCCUUGAUCUUUCCCAAAACAAUAUAAGUGGCACCAUCCCAUUAAGAUUGGGUGAUUGUGUAGACCUCAUAGCACUUGAUUUGAGCAAGAACCAUUUAUCAGGAAGAAUUCCCACAUCUUUGGGUCUGCUACAUCAACUUCAAACAAUGCACUUGAGCAACAAUAGCCUAUCAGGAAAAGUCCUUUCAUCUUUGAAGAAAUGUACUCAUUUGGUGACUCUCGACCUUGGACAAAACAAUUUCUCAGGUCAUAUUCCCACUUGGAUUGGCAAAAGCUUUCUGGCUUUAAGAAUUCUAAAUUUACGAUCCAACAUGUUUACUGGCAACAUUCCGCCACAAUUGUUAAAUAUAACUUCUCUUCAAGUUCUUGAUUUGGCACAAAAUUGCUUAUCUGGUUCAAUUCCUCAAAGUCUUCAUGAUCUCACGGCUAUGAAGAAUGAGCAGAAGAUGAACCACUUUCUUUUGAAUGGAACAGGAUCUUAUUAA
This is a messenger RNA of Magnolia sinica, 2310 nucleotides long. Its product is annotated as receptor-like protein EIX2. Gene Ontology annotation, molecular function: protein binding. The record is from RefSeq and is a predicted model, not a curated record. The transcript has a single exon. The coding region runs from base 1 to 2310 and encodes 769 amino acids. NCBI's taxonomy places the organism in Eukaryota, Viridiplantae, Streptophyta, Magnoliopsida, Magnoliales, Magnoliaceae.